AUGGCGGCGAUGGAGGACUGCUCGUCCUGCGCCUUCUCGCUCACCUGCCCCGAAGACGGCGCCGACCUCGGGGACGGAGUCGUUGACGACGGCGACCUCUUCUCGUUCUACGCCGGUGCGGCCGCCGCCGAGGACGAGGACGGCGACAAUGAGUACGUGGAGCAGCUGGUCUCCAAGGAGGCCAGCUUCUGCUCCUCCUCUGAUUCUGGUGAUGCUGACUGCUCGUCGGCCGCUUCCGAGGACUGGUUCCGCCAGGCGCGCCUCGCAGCCGUCAAAUGGAUCCUCCAAACGCGGGGGUGCUUCGGGUUCGGCCACCGCACGGCGUACCUCGCCAUCGCCUACUUCGACCGCUUCUUCCUCCGGCGACGCGUCGAUAGGGCGGCCAUGCCGUGGGCGGCGCGGCUCCUGUCCGUGGCCUGCGUGUCCGUGGCAGCCAAGAUGGAGGAGUACGGCGCGCCGGCGCUGUCGGAGCUCGACGCUGGCGGGGGCUACGAGUUCUGCUCCGACUCCGUCCGCCGGAUGGAGCUGCUCCUGCUGUCCACGCUCGGCUGGCGCAUGGCUGCCGUCACGCCAUUCGACUACCUCCCCUGCUUCUCCUCCCGGCUCGACCGGCACGGCGGCGGCGGCGAUGACGGCCAUGACCCCGCCCGCGUCGCCCUCAAGUCCAUCGGGUUCAUCUUUGCCACAGCCGAAGCCGGCAGUGUGCUGGAUUACAGACCAUCCACUGUGGCUGCAGCUGCAAUCUUGGCUGCAUCCUAUGGAGCUCUGCUGACCAGAGAAGCACUGGAGACGAAGAUGGGCAAUCUAUCUCCAUCCUGCCACAUUGAGAAGGAGCAUGUACAUGCCUGCUACAGCAUGAUGGUUGGGGACUUGAGAAACAGGAUGAGCAAUUGCAAGAGAUCACUGCCAUGUUCAGACUCCAAUGAAGCUGCCACCAGUACAUAUGAUUCUCUUCUUGUUCAUGAUGUUGCUGACACCGCCGCCUUCAUGGCAGCGGUGUCGGAAACGAAUAAGCGGAUCAGGUUGGAGCUGCCGGGCAUCCGUUGAGAAGCUAGCACCGCCGGAGACACGCAAUUUUUUCUGUCAGAUGUCUAAGUGGGGGACUUGGCUUUGAUCUUCCUUUUUGUUUUUCCACCAUCAAAUUUGGUUAGGUUCUUUCAUCCAUUGUCGUUGCUAUGGUUGGCAUUGGCAAUGCUGUUGGAUUGGUUUGGAUUGGUUUGUGGGAGGGGUAAGAGAUGAGCAAAGAUAAGGGCUGAGCUUUUCCUGAGGAGAGGAGAGCUUCAGUGGAGCCUCAUUUCAAGUCCCCAAAUGGAGCACAUUUCCUGUGAAAUUCACCCAAAAUGUGCACUGGUUUGGUUAUGCCAUUGUGGAUGCCAUCUUUGCAUUGCAUAUGGUGAGAUGCUGCUAGAUGCAGCAGUAGCACUGAAAGGCUGAGGGGGCUGGCCAUUGUUUGUAGAGCCAGCCAAGGGAAAAGGUUUUCUGCAAGUGGAUGUGUAGAUCAGUGAGGAGUGGUGUUCCACUCAGAUGCACUGCACUUGCAUGCAUGGGUUACAACAUUGGUUUGUGACGAUC
Molecule: messenger RNA, 1572 nt
Organism: Lolium rigidum
Lineage: Eukaryota; Viridiplantae; Streptophyta; Magnoliopsida; Poales; Poaceae
Product: cyclin-D5-2-like
Exons: 5
Coding region: 1-1047 (348 amino acids)
Biological process (GO): mitotic cell cycle phase transition; regulation of cyclin-dependent protein serine/threonine kinase activity
Cellular component (GO): nucleus; cyclin-dependent protein kinase holoenzyme complex; cytoplasm
Molecular function (GO): cyclin-dependent protein serine/threonine kinase regulator activity
Source: RefSeq, a predicted model, not a curated record